GCGUUACGUUGCGGGUGAGGGGAUAGAGAAUUCGCUGGAAUGGCAGCAGCGACGCUGCUUGCUCUCAAUCUCUCAGGCCUUGGUCGUCACCUCUGCAAAACACUCUUGUCCAUAUCCUCUCCUUCUCGAGCUUUUCUGAAAUCUCAUCAUCUUACCUUCCACAAGCAAUUUCGCCGUCCACUCUCCUCUCCCUCCGCUUUAUCCCGCCGCUUCUCUGCCCGUUCCAGCUCUCCAGAUUUGGAUUACGCUGGAGCAGCAGAUGAAAAAUAUGAUGUGAUUGUAGUUGGAGGAGGACAUGCUGGGUGUGAAGCUGCACUUGCAGCUGCCCGCUUGGGGGCAAAAACUCUUCUCCUCACGCUAAAUAUUGAUCGGAUUGCAUGGCAGCCUUGCAAUCCAGCAGUUGGUGGACCUGCAAAGUCUCAACUAGUUCAUGAGGUUGAUGCGCUAGGUGGUGAAAUAGGGAAAAUUGCUGACAGAUGCUAUUUACAAAAGCGUGUACUCAAUAUCUCAAGAGGUCCUGCUGUCCGUGCACUACGUGCUCAGACUGAUAAAAGGGAAUAUGCCAUUCAAAUGAAAAAUGUAGUAGAAAGCACUCCUAAUCUUUCCAUUCGAGAGGCUAUGGUCACAGAUAUUUUAGUGGGGAAGAAUGACAAUGUGGAAGGUGUUUGCACAUUUUUUGGAAUGAAUUUCUAUGCUCCCUCCGUUAUUCUCACCACAGGGACUUUUAUGAGUGGUAAAAUUUGGGUUGGUAGGACUUCUAUGCCUGCGGGGAGAGCUGGGGAGUCUGCAUCACAUGGGCUAACUGAGAACUUGCUGCGCUUUGGUUUUGAAACUGAUCGAUUAAAAACUGGAACCCCAGCCCGCGUAGACAUUCGCACUGUUGAUUUUUCUGGAUUAGAACCUCAGCAUGGAGAUGAGAGGUGCUUCCAUUUGAACCUAUAUGUCGGCUGGUUCAGUUUUGAUCCUGAUGUCCAUAUUGAAAGAGAGCAAAUGUGCUGCUAUUUGACCCGCACUACCAGUAGAACUCACCAGAUAAUUAGAGAUAACUUGCAUGAAACUCCCACCUAUGGAGGAUGGGUUGAAGCUAAAGGACCUAGAUACUGUCCUUCCAUUGAAGAUAAGAUUGUAAGGUUUCAAGAUAAAGAGUCUCAUCAGAUAUUUCUUGAACCAGAGGGCCGACAUGUGCCUGAGCUCUAUGUGCAGGGGUUUUCAACUGGUUUACCUGAGAGACUACAGUUACCUUUGUUGAGAACUUUACCUGGACUUGAAAACUGUUCAAUGCUGAGGCCUGCAUAUGCCGUAGAGUAUGAUUUUUUGCCUGCUCAUCAAUGUGCUAGAUCUCUGAUGACAAAGAAAAUAGAAGGAUUGUUCUUCUCAGGUCAAAUAAAUGGAACCACAGGCUAUGAAGAAGCUGCGGCACAGGGCAUAAUUUCUGGCAUCAAUGCUGCUAGGCAUGCAGAUGGUCAGUCACUUGUUAUUCUUGAAAGGGAGAGCAGUUAUAUAGGGACAUUAAUUGAUGAUCUAGUCACCAAGGACCUGCGGGAACCUUACCGUAUGUUGACAAGCCGGUCAGAGCAUAGAUUACUCUUGAGAUCUGAUAAUGCCGAUAGUCGCCUCACUCCAUUGGGUCGUGAAGUUGGGCUGAUAGACGAUAGGCGCUGGAAAUUGUAUCAGGAGAAGCAGACUCGAAUUUCUGAGGAAAAGAAGCGAUUGAAAAGUGUUAGGAUUUCAGGUGGGGCUUUGGCUGCUGAUGUCAUGAGUGUAUCUGGUCAGCCAGUGAGAGACUCCUCAACACUGGAAAGCCUUCUUAAGAAACCACACAUGCAAUAUGGAAUUCUUGAUAAGCAUGGUUUUGGCAACAGCAACUUAUCAAGAAUGGAGAAAGAAUGUGUCGAGAUUGAUAUUAAGUAUGAAGGUUUCAUCUUGCGUCAGCAAAGCCAACUUCAACAGAUGGUCGGCCAACAACAUAGACCACUCCCUGUGGACUUGAAUUAUCAUGCAAUGACAACUUUGUCUCUUGAAGCGCGUGAAAAACUCUCCAAGGUGAGGCCACAAACCAUUGGUCAGGCAAGCAGAGUAGGUGGGGUGAGCCCUGCAGAUAUUACCGCUCUUCUUAUUGUUCUUGAAACUAAUAGAAGGAAAGCUCAAGAACAAAGGAGAUCCGAAAUGCUAAAUGCCAUCAGAACAGAUACCCAAGAAGAGGCGACUGAAGUAGUUUCUUGUACCGAAACGGUGAGCUCUGGAUAAGCCUUUUCCGCUAGUAAGCAACCAUGUUCAUAUAGACUUCUUUUUUUGUUACAGUGUAGUCCAUAGAGAUUUUUUGUAGUUCUUGAUUAACCCGACUAAAUACUGUUAUACCGGGUAACUUAAAUUAAAACCGCCCCCCCAAGAAAAAAAACCACACAAUUUUGUUAGUGAAAAUAGAAUAAAUUUUUAUUCUAUAAUCAAUGGAUGGUUUUUAGAUUUAUGAGUAUUUAAUGAAAUUGUUGUCACAAAGCCCCUGAAGUUUGAGAA
Neltuma alba is the source of this 2514-nucleotide messenger RNA. Its product is annotated as tRNA uridine 5-carboxymethylaminomethyl modification enzyme MnmG. Gene Ontology annotation, biological process: tRNA methylation; tRNA wobble uridine modification. The transcript is spliced from 13 exons. NCBI's taxonomy places the organism in Eukaryota, Viridiplantae, Streptophyta, Magnoliopsida, Fabales, Fabaceae. Gene Ontology annotation, molecular function: flavin adenine dinucleotide binding. The record is from RefSeq and is a predicted model, not a curated record. The coding region runs from base 40 to 2247 and encodes 735 amino acids.